Messenger RNA from Juglans microcarpa x Juglans regia, 1123 nucleotides. RefSeq lists its product as uncharacterized. NCBI's taxonomy places the organism in Eukaryota, Viridiplantae, Streptophyta, Magnoliopsida, Fagales, Juglandaceae. The coding region runs from base 236 to 508 and encodes 90 amino acids. The transcript is spliced from 2 exons. The record is from RefSeq and is a predicted model, not a curated record.
CACCAGCAAAUUACUGGUCUUGUUGACGGUUUUUCCAAAACUUCAGCUCCUUUUCAGGUAUCUGCCUUUCCAUCCCUCUCUCCCUAUAUAUAAAAGAGCCCCUCCAUUUGAUUUUCUAUAUCAAGCACAUAUCCUUCUCGGAUCAAUUGUAUUCUCUAGUACCCAAAGUUUGCAAUUCCUUUUUCUCUAAUUUCAAGAGCAAAUCAGUCUAAUUGUGAAGAGUUACACGAAGAAGAUGAGUUCAACAAGCAGAGCUAUUGUAGCAGCCAGCGUAGGAGUCGUGGAGGCCAUGAAAGACCAGAUGGGCAUCUGCAGAUGGAAUUAUAUUAUAAGAUCUGCACAGCAAAAUACAAAGAACCAUCUCCGGUCGUUAUCUCAGGCAAAGAACCUCUCCUCUUCAACUUCUGCAGUGGUUUCAAGCAAAGUAAGAGAUCAUCAGGAGAAAAUGAAGAAGUCAGAAGAGUCUUUGAGGACAGUCAUGUACUUGAGCUGUUGGGGUCCCAAUUGAGGCUUUGAUCAGUGAGUUCUCUGAGAACGUCAUUGCGGGAAGGAAGUCGGCCUAAGCAUACAAACGGUACACUUUGUACAUGGCACGGCAGUGAGAAUGUCAGACCGCGUUGGUCAUGACUCAAUUAUAUUUGUUAAUGUAAAUUAAGCGGUUCUUAUAUUCUUAUGACAGAAUUUAACUCAAUUUUUUGUGUUUAAUUCUUAUGACAGAACAAAAAAUCGCUUUACACUAUUUUCAUUAAAUGUUGGUGAGAUUUUCGAUCGAUCCAGACUAUCAAACAGUUGUGCUCCUUCAAGUUUUAUCUGAAGUUCGCGAUCGAUAACCUCUUGAGAUUGAUAGAUUCAAAUGAAAAAAAAAAAAAAAACGCAGUCAGAAUUUGCGUGUUUGAUAGAUUGAAAUUAAAACAAAAGCAAAAAUGUGUAAAUUAGAUUUCGCUAGAUCACCCUCGCAGGACAGGCGAGCGAGCUAACAUCCACCUACAUGUGAAUUGGGCCUUUUUCAUGAAGAUGCUUGUCGUCUUUGAUGUUUCUUGCUGGAAAUUUAUAAGCUGACCAUCAGUUUUCUAGCUAACAAGAUGAUCAUCAUGAUCUGCUGAUUAAACGCAUUGGUUUAUUU